Lagenorhynchus albirostris (white-beaked dolphin) is the source of this 1186-nucleotide messenger RNA. RefSeq names its product ST8 alpha-N-acetyl-neuraminide alpha-2,8-sialyltransferase 1 (gene ST8SIA1). Bases 116 to 1186 code for a protein of 356 amino acids. NCBI's taxonomy places the organism in Eukaryota, Metazoa, Chordata, Mammalia, Artiodactyla, Delphinidae. Gene Ontology annotation, biological process: oligosaccharide metabolic process; N-glycan processing. The record is from RefSeq and is a predicted model, not a curated record. The transcript is spliced from 5 exons. Gene Ontology annotation, molecular function: alpha-N-acetylneuraminate alpha-2,8-sialyltransferase activity.
CGAAAGGUGUGUGUGCAUGGGGGGCCGGCAGUGGGGGGAUCCUCCGCUGCCCCUGCGCCUAGCCUAGUGCUGAGGCUCCGGCCCUCGACCGCCACCCUGGGCUCCGGGGACUGCGAUGAGCCCCUGCGGGCGGGCCCGGCGACACACGUCCAGAGGGGCCAUGGCCGUCCUGGCGUGGAAGUUCCCGCGGACCCGGCUGCCCGUGGGAGCCAGUGCCCUCUGCGUCGUGGUCCUCUGUUGGCUCUACAUCUUUCCCGUCUACCGACUGCCCAACGAGAAGGAGAUUGUGCAGGGGGUGCUGCAACAAGGCACGGCGUGGAGGAGGAACCAGACGGCGGCCAGAGUCUUCAGGAAACAGAUGGAAGACUGCUGUGACCCCGCCCAUCUCUUUGCUAUGACUAAAAUGAAUUCCCCCAUGGGGAAGAGCAUGUGGUACGAUGGGGAGUUUUUAUACUCAUUCACCAUUGACAAUUCAACUUAUUCUCUCUUCCCCCAGGCAACCCCAUUCCAGCUGCCCUUGAAGAAAUGCGCGGUGGUGGGAAAUGGUGGGAUUCUGAAGAAGAGUGACUGUGGCCGUCAAAUAGAUGAAGCAAAUUUUGUCAUGCGAUGCAAUCUUCCUCCUUUGUCAAGCGAAUACACUAAGGAUGUUGGAUCCAAAAGUCAUUUAGUGACGGCUAACCCCAGCAUAAUUCGUCAAAGGUUUCAGAACCUGCUAUGGUCCAGAAAGACGUUUGUGGACCACAUGAAAGUGUAUAACCACAGUUACAUCUACAUGCCUGCCUUUUCUAUGAAGACGGGAACAGAGCCAUCCCUCCGGGUUUAUUACACACUGUCAGAUGUUGGUGCCAAUCAAACAGUGCUCUUUGCCAACCCCAACUUUCUGCGUAGCAUUGGGAAGUUCUGGAAAAGUAGGGGAAUUCAUGCCAAGCGCCUGUCCACAGGACUCUUUCUGGUGAGCGCGGCCCUGGGCCUCUGUGAAGAGGUGGCCAUCUAUGGCUUCUGGCCCUUCUCUGUGAAUAUGCAUGAACAACCCAUCAGCCACCACUACUAUGAUAAUGUCCUGCCCUUUUCUGGCUUCCAUGCCAUGCCGGAAGAAUUUCUCCAACUCUGGUAUCUUCAUAAAAUUGGUGCACUGAGAAUGCAGUUAGACCCAUGUGAGGACACCUCACUCCCACCCACUUCCUAG